AUGACUGCCCUCGGGGCACUAGCAACGCAUUUUCAACCAAAAUUCCCUUUUAGGUCCACCAACAACACAACCACCACCAUCACCACCAACACCGUCACCAACAACACCAACAACAACAACAACUUCUGCUACUACAACGACGACUACAACAACCACAACUACGACCACAACUACAAGUGA
Messenger RNA from Dibothriocephalus latus, 180 nucleotides. Lineage: Eukaryota; Metazoa; Platyhelminthes; Cestoda; Diphyllobothriidea; Diphyllobothriidae. The record is from the annotation of a GenBank genome assembly.